AUGCCCUUAAGGGGCUUCUUCAGCUCCUUCACUCACACUUCCUGUAACAAAGAUGAAAGUGGUGCAAUUGUUCGUCUGCAGUGGCGAACUCUUUUAACAGCUGAUCAGCCUCGGCCCCGGCAGCAGCAAGCGCAGCAGCAACCCCCGCAGCGGCGGCAGCCCCAGCACCAGAAGGCCAAGGCCAAGGCCAGGCUUUGCGCGGCUCUCGCAGUAGUAGCCGCGGCUCCGGCGGCUGCGGGGGCGCAGCUUCCUCCGGCGGGGGCCUUCUCGUCUGCGGCCGCGGGACCUCGCCUGAGCGCCCAGGGUCACCGUCCCCGGAGCCCGGCAGUGCGGCCCUCGUCCCCCUCCCCCCGUCCGUCUCCUCGCUCCCUUCAGCCGCCCUCCUCACCGCCGCCUCUGCCGUUCCUCAGGCGGCCCGGCCCGGCCCGCCCGCCCCGCGUCCCCUCCGGCCGGUGCCUCUCCCCCCCGGCGGGCUGCCUGCAUGUCUUUGCUGCCCUCAGCCCCGCCGCCACCGCCGCCACCGCCUCCCCCGCCGCCGCAGCACCAGCACCAGUCUCCCCGCCGCCGCCGCCGCCGCCGCCGCCCGGACCCCGGCGCGCUGAAUGCAGGUGA
Messenger RNA from Molossus molossus (Pallas's mastiff bat), 612 nucleotides. Its product is annotated as basic proline-rich protein-like. The record is from RefSeq and is a predicted model, not a curated record. The coding region runs from base 1 to 612 and encodes 203 amino acids. Lineage: Eukaryota; Metazoa; Chordata; Mammalia; Chiroptera; Molossidae. The transcript has 2 exons.